Messenger RNA from Heterocephalus glaber (naked mole-rat), 7529 nucleotides. The record is from RefSeq and is a predicted model, not a curated record. Lineage: Eukaryota; Metazoa; Chordata; Mammalia; Rodentia; Bathyergidae.
GAUGGAGGAUGAAGCUGUCCUGGACAGAGGGGCUUCCUUCCUUAAGCAUGUGUGUGAUGAAGAAGAAGUAGAAGGCCACCACACCAUCUACAUUGGAGUCCAUGUGCCCAAGAGCUACCGCAGAAGGAGACGUCACAAGAGAAAGACAGGGCACAAGGAAAAGAAGGAAAAGGAGCGGAUCUCUGAGAACUACUCUGACAAAUCAGAUGUGGAAAAUGCUGAUGAAUCCAGCAGUAGCAUCCUGAAACCACUCAUCUCGCCUGCUGCAGAGCGCAUCCGCUUCAUCUUGGGAGAGGAGGAUGAUAGCCCGGCACCCCCUCAGCUCUUCACUGAGCUGGAUGAGCUUCUGGCUGUGGAUGGGCAGGAGAUGGAGUGGAAGGAGACAGCAAGGUGGAUCAAGUUUGAAGAGAAAGUGGAGCAGGGUGGGGAGAGAUGGAGCAAACCCCACGUGGCCACGCUGUCCCUGCACAGCUUAUUUGAACUCAGAACUUGUAUGGAGAAGGGGUCGAUCAUGCUCGACCGGGAGGCCACCUCUCUCCCACAGUUGGUGGAGAUGAUUGUUGACCAUCAGAUUGAGACUGGCCUAUUAAAAGCUGACCUCAAGGACAAGGUGACUUAUACUCUGCUCCGGAAGCACCGGCACCAGACCAAGAAGUCUAACCUCCGGUCCCUGGCUGACAUUGGGAAGACGGUCUCCAGUGCCAGUAGGAUGUUCACCAACCCCGACAAUGGUAGCCCAGCCAUGACCCAUAGGAACCUGACUUCCUCCAGUCUGAAUGACAUUUCUGAUAAGCCAGAGAAGGACCAGUUGAAGAAUAAGUUCAUGAAAAAGCUGCCGCGUGAUGCAGAAGCUUCUAAUGUGCUCGUAGGGGAGGUCGACUUCCUGGAGAUGCCUUUCAUUGCCUUUGUUCGGCUGCAGCAGGCUGUCAUGCUGGGUGCCCUGACCGAGGUCCCUGUGCCCACGAGGUUCUUGUUCAUUCUCUUAGGUCCUAAGGGAAAAGCCAAGUCCUACCAUGAGAUCGGCAGAGCCAUUGCUACCUUGAUGUCUGAUGAGGUUUUCCAUGACAUCGCUUAUAAAGCAAAAGACAGGCAUGACCUGAUUGCUGGGAUUGAUGAGUUUCUGGAUGAAGUCAUUGUCCUUCCCCCCGGGGAAUGGGACCCAGCCAUCAGGAUAGAGCCGCCUAAGAGUCUUCCCUCCUCUGACAAAAGAAAGAAUAUGUACUCAGGUGGGGACAAUGUUCAGAUGAACGGGGACACACCCCAUGAUGGUGGACACGGAGGAGGAGGCCACGGGGAUUGUGAAGAGCUGCAGCGGACUGGAAGGUUCUGUGGUGGAUUAAUUAAGGACAUAAAAAGGAAAGCACCAUUUUUUGCCAGUGAUUUUUAUGAUGCUUUAAAUAUUCAGGCUCUUUCAGCAAUUCUCUUCAUCUAUCUGGCGACUGUGACUAAUGCCAUCACUUUUGGAGGGCUGCUCGGGGAUGCCACCGACAACAUGCAGGGCGUGUUGGAGAGCUUCCUGGGCACUGCUGUCUCUGGAGCUGUCUUUUGCCUUUUUGCUGGUCAACCACUCACUAUUUUGAGCAGCACAGGACCUGUCUUAGUUUUUGAGAGGCUUCUAUUUAAUUUCAGCAAGGACCAUAAUUUUGACUACUUGGAGUUUCGCCUUUGGAUUGGCCUGUGGUCAGCCUUCCUGUGUCUUAUUUUGGUAGCCACGGAUGCCAGCUUCUUGGUCCAGUAUUUUACUCGCUUCACGGAAGAGGGCUUCUCUUCUCUGAUCAGUUUCAUCUUUAUCUAUGAUGCUUUCAAGAAGAUGAUCAAGCUGGCAGAUUACUACCCCAUCAACUCCCACUUUAAAGUGGGCUACAACACCCGCUUCUCCUGUGCCUGUGUGCCGGCCAAUCCAGUUAAUAUCUCAGUACCUAAUGAUACCACAUUGUCCUUAGAGGAUUUUCCAACUGUUUCUUCUACUGACAUGUACUAUAAUGCAACCUUUGACUGGGCAUAUUUGACAAAGAAGGAGUGCUUGAAAUAUGGAGGGAAGCUCAUGGGCAACAACUGCAAUUUCGUCCCUGAUAUCAUGCUCAUGUCUUGCAUCCUCUUCUUGGGCACCUACGCCUCCUCCAUGGCUCUGAAAAAAUUCAAAACUAGUCGUUAUUUUCCAACCACAGCAAGAAAACUGAUCAGUGAUUUUGCAAUUAUUUUGUCCAUUCUCAUAUUUUGUGUAAUAGAUGCCCUGGUAGGUGUGGACACUCCAAAACUAAUUGUGCCUAGCGAGUUCAAGCCAACAAGUCCAUAUCGAGGCUGGUUUGUCCCCCCAUUUGGAGGAAACCCCUGGUGGGUGUACCUGGCUGCUGCUAUUCCUGCAUUGUUGGUCACCAUUCUUAUUUUCAUGGACCAGCAAAUCACUGCUGUAAUUGUAAACAGAAAAGAACAUAAGCUCAAGAAAGGAGCUGGAUAUCACUUGGAUCUCUUCUGGGUGGCCGUCAUCAUGGUGGUGUGCUCCUUCAUGGGCCUCCCUUGGUAUGUGGCUGCUACUGUGAUCUCCAUUGCACAUAUCGACAGUUUGAAGAUGGAGACAGAGACUUCUGCACCUGGAGAGCAGCCGAAGUUUCUGGGAGUGAGGGAACAAAGAGUCACUGGAACCCUUGUGUUUAUUCUGACUGGCCUGUCAGUCUUUAUGGCUCCCAUCCUGAAGUUUAUUCCUAUGCCUGUACUAUAUGGUGUGUUCCUGUACAUGGGGGUAGCUUCGCUUAAUGGGGUACAGUUCAUGGAUCGUCUGAAGCUGCUUCUGAUGCCCCUGAAGCAUCAGCCUGACUUCAUCUACCUGCGCCACGUGCCCCUGCGCAGAGUACACUUGUUCACUUUCCUGCAGGUGUUGUGUCUGGCCCUGCUUUGGAUCCUUAAGUCAACAGUGGCUGCAAUCAUCUUUCCUGUCAUGAUCCUGGCACUUGUCGCUGUCAGAAAAGGAAUGGAUUACCUCUUCUCUCAACAUGACCUCAGCUUCCUCGAUGAUGUCAUUCCAGAGAAGGACAAGAAAAAGAAGGAGGAUGAGAAGAAAAAGAAGAAGAAGAAGGGAAGUUUGGACAGCGACAAUGAUGAUUCUGACUGCCCAUAUUCAGAAAAGGUUCCCAGUAUUAAAAUCCCAAUGGACAUCAUGGAACAGCAACCUUUCCUAAGUGAUAGCAAACCUUCUGACAGAGAAAGAUCAUCAACAUUCCUUGAACGCCACACAUCAUGCUGAUAAAAUUCCUUUCCUUCAGUCACUUGGUUUGCCAAGUCCUCCUAGAAUUCCAGUAAAAGUUGUGCCUCAAAUUAGAAUAGAACUUGAGCCUGAAGACAAUGAUUAUUUCUGGAAGAGCAAGGGAACAGAAACUACAUUAUAACCUGUUUGUCUUUCUUACAAUUGACAGUUUUAUUGUUAACAUUCUUUUUUUUUGGCCUGGCCAUUUAUUUUUAAAUUUUUGUUCUGUUUCAGUUUUUGGUCACUGGCUAAAUAAUACAGCUCUCUCUGCUUCUCUCUCGCAUAGGUGAUAGCAAGACAGUGGUGUACUAUUCCUUUAAAAAGCAUCUGCAGCAUCUCCCUUUUGUUCUUACACUUUCUGCACUUUCAGAUGUGUCCUCUGACAACCCAGUUUCCCUGUCACUCAAGAAGCGCACAGGCCCUUGUCCUUUCCUUUUAUUAAGCAGAGAUCAGAAGUAUUAAAGAUUUUAUAAAACCUUUUACUGAAAUACUGAAGGAAGUUAAAACUUCAGUUUUGGAGCUGUGCUUACUGGCUUGUUUUUGUCUGGUAGAACAAACCCUAACCCCAGACAGAGUCCCUUCUCCCCCUUAUAGAGCUGCCCAGGACUGGAAAAAGUGCUGCUAUUCUAACUUGCUCUUGCUUAUGAGCCCUAAUCAUAGUGUUAUCAAAAGAAGAAAAACUAAAGGUACUUUACUCCCUGUAGAGAAACCAUUGCCGCCAUUGUAGCAAGUGCUGGAAUGUCCCUUUUUCCUAUGCAACUUUUUUUAACCCUUUAAUGAACUUAUCUGUUGAGUACAUUGAAGAAUAUUUUUCUUCCUAGAUUUUGUUGUUUAAAUUAUGGGGCCUAACCUGCAACUUAUUUUUUUGUCACUUUUUUAAACUUUUUUUUAAUUACUGUAAAGAAAAUGAAUUUUUCCUGCAGCAGGAAACAUAGUUUUGAGUAGUUCUACCUCUUAUUUGUAGCUGCCAGGCUUUCUGUAAAAAUUAUAUUGUAUAUAAUGUGAUUUUUACAUACAUACACACACACACACACACACACAAAUAGACAAUCUCUAGGGUAAACCAGAAGGCUAAAUCAGAUUUUAAAAACACCAUGUGUCUAAGCAUCCAUUUUAUCCCAUUCUUUAAAAGAAAUUUAACUAUUUUAUGAAGAAACUUGAGGGAGAAGAGAGAAAUUCUUGCAUAAGGGAGUAAAUGCUGUUCUGGUAGUGGUAGUAUCUGGACACAGAUGCUUAUUGUAUUACCAUGUUACUGUCCUAUGCAGUAUUGUUAGGUAUUUUUUCAUUUUGAAAUAUCUGUGUGUUUGUGUAUGUGCUCUGUGUGUGGCUGGUGCACAUCUGUGCAAAGUUAUAAAAAGAGCGACAGUAAACAAAGGGCAAAGUUAUUAAUCCCUGUGUGUCAGUUUUCAUAAAAUCCAAACCACACAUUAAAAUUUUAUCAGGGGUUCAAUAAAUGUGUCACCAUGCAAAUGAAGGUAAAUAAUAUUUAUUACUCAGCUAGCGGUCAUCACUGCUACAGUAACUCAUACUCACAAAAGAAAAUCCACAGGAAGAUUGACAGCACAUUUACACAUCUAGUGGGUGUUAUGGGAAUACAGAUAGAAAAGUAGAAGUGGAUACACUUUAACAAUACUUUCACACAAUUCUUUGUAAUCAGAACUUUUAAAGUAUGUAUGUAUUCAUAUAUGUGUAUCUGUUUCAGAGUACCAUACUGAAAAUUGGACCUUAUUAACCAAAUUGAGCAUGAUAUUUAGAUAGAAUGUUCUUAAUGAGCUACAUAAUAUAUUGAAUGUCUAUUAAGAGCAACAUUUUAAAUGUUGAAUCACAAUUUUGGAUUCAUAUAACCACAACUGUGAUGAGUCUAAGUAUAACAGGUUGUUGAAGGACUAUUAGAAGCAGGUGGAAUCACUCAUUUUGGUGUACUUAUUGACUCCACUCAUUCUUACAUUAAUUAAAUUGUAAUUCUGCCCUCUUGAAAUUAAUUAUAAAAGUUUUGUUAUCCUAAGAUAACUAUUACUUUUGUAAUAUCUCAAAACUUUUAAUUUUAUAAAAAUUAGACAUAAAUGACCUCAAAUUGUAAAUUAAAACAACAAAUUACACAUGCCAAAACCUCACUUGCCAAAUUUUGGCAUCAUGUUUGUAUACAGAUCUACUCUUAAAAUGAUUAUUCUGUAUUAUUUAGUUAUAUUUUAUCCUUAAAAAGCUAUAUGAGAAAGCACCUCUUUCUCUUUCUGAUUGAAGCAUCAACAGAAUGUCUAAUAAUCGUGCAUAGUAAAUUUAGUCUAAUCAAGAUGUUGUUAAGUUGAAGGAACUUUUGAUAUUUUUUAUAAAAGCUCUAGAUAUAAUAUUUGCUAUUCUGAUCACAAAUCAAGUAUUUUUGGAUUUAUAUUCCUUUCCAUACUAGUCAAAGAACUGCUGAAGUAACUUAGUCCAUAAUUUCAACCUUUGAGUAGACUGGAAGCUAUGUAUUCCCACUGUGACCCACACUGUGUCACUUUGGGAUGAAGGUUGGUGUCUGUGUUGUAAAAAUAAAAUAGUACCUUAUGUUUGCAACAGCAAACCCUUUCAACACUGUGGAACUAAGGAAGUAAUUUUUUAAAAGAUCAUUACCUUUAGAGGAACAAAGGCAGUUACCACACUAACAAGCAAAACCAAGGUACAUGUGGAGCCAGCCACUAGAUUACCUGUGUUCUAACCAAAUUUACUGAUUGGAUAAGAACUAACCAGAUUUGGGGAUGGUUUUGUUUCUAUGUAAACUGAACACAAAUACAACAGUAAUUUUUUUUACAACAUACUUCUCUAUUUUCACUCUAAUGUGCACUUGGAGACAUAUGAUUCACGUUUCCUGAGGUAAAGACUAAGUGCACUCAGAGCUGUUAACCAGGAUUCUUGGGGUUGUAGGAACUGACUGGUGGAAGAAAAGAAAGGACUAGGCUGAGUCUACCUAUGAAAAGAGCAUUGCUUCCUCUGCUUUUGGAUUUGAGAGAUAAUCUGUGGGAGAUACUGUUUUCCUUGAGAAAGUCACUUUUCUCUGCUGUGUGUAACAACUACUUGAAAUCCUAAUUAUUCCAUAUCCCAUGGGCAGUAUUGUUCCUGCCUCUUUUUCCAGGGAGGUUGAGGAGGGGUUGAGAGGAGCCUUACUGACUUGAGAAUCAGGAAUGAAAACCUCAGUCCUCACCCACUCAAGAAUAGGGGAAAAAUUAUCUGCUGUCAGUAAUCCAAUUUUUGUGAAUUUUAUGGACAUGCAGCAACACACUCAGAGUGACUCUUUUAUCAGCUCAAUUUUGGUGUUUAAUAUUGGAGAAUGAUUGUCUUCCGAGUUUUUAGUUCUUUUAACUGUGUUAACGUACUUGAAAUGUAUUGACUGCUGACUAUAUGUCAAAAAUGAAAUAUUUGAGUUGUAUUACAGAGGUUGACAUUGUUCAGGGAUGGGACAAAGUGUUCUUCAGUCUUUUUCAUACCACUGACAUGAUUUUGGUGCAGGAACCUGAGAUUUUCUUAUUUAUGUUCCAUGAUAGCUUGCAUCUGCUCUCACAGCAUAAGCUGGGAGUCCAGUGGCACCCAGUGGCACCAAGUGGCUGAACACAAUCAAAUGAUGACAGCACUUCUUUGUCUGAGAGUCAUGGGGAUGUUCAGAUGGUGACUUCACUGAGCAUCUUUGCAGCCUGAUAUCUUAAAAAAAAAAAACCCUUGUAAUAUAUGCUAAUCAAUCAAGUUGUGUUGUGACCAGAGAUUUGGAUAUAUCUUAUUUCUUGGCUCAUUUAUUUGUGGUCUAUGGUUAUACACAAAAAUUCGGAAUUUUGUUUCCUAGGUAAAUAUUGCAACUCAGGGCUAAAAAAUCACCCAGUGAACUUUUAGAGCCAGAAGUAACUUUGUCCCAAUCCUACAAUGUGAAAAGAAUGAACAGCUGCCUCUUUUAGCCAUUUUCCUGGCUGGUACAUAACCGUACACAGUACACAUUACUUUUCAGAAUCAAUACGCACUUUCAGAUAUUCUUAUUUUUAUUCUCUUAAGUCUUUAUUAACUUUGGAGAAGUGAUGCAUCUUUUUAUUUUAAAUGAAGUAGAUCAACAUGGUGGAACUAAAUGACAAAACAGAAAACAUUUCAAUAUAUUACUAAUAAUUUUUCCAACAUAAAACCUAAAAUUCCUAUAACAUAGUAUUUUACAGUUUUAUGAAGCUUUCUAUUGUGACUUUUAUGGAAUUAAGAGAUGAAGAAGAUGAGAUAUUUUAGCAUUUAUAUUUUUCAAAAUUAAAUGUAUACUUAAAAUAAAGUAACUUUAUGCAUU